ACAAAAGAMGAGAGCUACAUGUAAAUGUCACGAAUCCUAUAAGUCUAUAAAAUUUAUUUUCCUUUGCCGAUAGAACAUUUUGAAGACAUAAUGAGCGAAAGACCCUUUUCAGUUGCCUUUAUUUUCGCUCUUUUAGUCUUAGCUGGCCUAAACUAUGUUGGGUUCGUGUAUCUUCCAUCAAAAUGGACACCUUUCAACAUUGCUUUGCACGUAUUUGGUCUUGUGGUGUGUCUGAUGAAUUAUAUCAACGAAUUCCAUGGAAUGAUGCAAAUAAGCUACAGUAAGUUUACAAAACAAGCCGGCUCAGUCAAUCCACGUUUUGGUUGGGUAAUAUCAUAUGCCUUACCAGCAGUUGUGUACACUGUUCUUUGGUAUGCGUUUGGAAAACCAAUGACAGAUUAUCACCUUAUUGCCUUGGCAACCUACAAUAUUCACUUCUUGAAGCGCAUAUUAGAGUGCAUAUUUUUGCACAAAUAUUCCAAUAACAUCGAAAUCAUUACAAUCAUUGAGRUAGGGGGCUUCUAUUCACUUGGUGCUGUGAUGCAACAUUAUUGGUGUAACAUACUGACUAGUCCAGCCUUGGCAGCAAAGCUGUCACAAAAUCGCCAUGUGUUGGUGACUGGUGUGGUUUUGUUUGUUCUUGGAGAGUUCAUUAACUUUGCUCACCAUGUCAUUCUGGCUACCCUUAGACCCAAAGGGGGCUCAAAGUAUGUCAUUCCCACUGGUGGUCUGUUCAGCAUGGUUAUUUGUCCUCAUUACUUUGGUGAGCUGAUAGCCUGGCUUGGCAUGUCAGUACUCUAUCAGCACUCCUGUUUAUAUCUAUCAUGGCUGACAAUGGUUGCCUAUUUGUCAGGUCGCAGUCAUCAGACAAGACUAUGGUACUUGAAAAAGUUUGACAAGUUUCCUCAGCACCUCAAAAACCUAUUUCCAGGAAUCUACUAGAUAUACUAUAUCAUAUAUUAUAACCAGCUAUCUGUAUCUAUCUAUCCGUAUACUACAUAUUGAUAAACUACAUAUUGAUUGACACAAAAUGAUGAGAAUUGCAAAAAAAUAUGAAUCAAUAUUGUUAUUGUUGGAGAACAAUCAUGUUUAUUUUAUACUUAACAUAUAACAAUUUUUCAUUUUAACAAAAUAUUAAUUAUUUUAACAAAACAUGCUUACAGCAUUAAAAUAUAUUCUUUUCCAUGUAUUGUAUUCUACAGCUAUUUCUUCACCCUCCUUUUAAAGUUUGAAUCCCAGUGCCAUCUAGAAACGUAGAUGUGCCUGCCCUAUAUUCCUUUCAAAAGUAGAACGUAUCACGUUUUGAUAUAUAUCAUGCAUCAAAUAUUGCAGCAGCUUGCAUAUAUUAUAUUUGAUAAUGCAGUCUCUUUGGCGACCAUAAUCCUUAGCCUUAAACAACAGAAUGUUUUGAUGCGAUGUUAUAAUGAAAUCCACCCUUCAUACAACUGGUGCCUCAGCGAUAAAUAGUUUCRAUUAGUUAAGUUGUGUAAGGUUGGAAUUAGUGAACAAGGGCACUGGUCCAAGAUAGACUAAUAAUUUUCAAUAAAAUUUGCUCCAAUACUGGAGGUAUGUGAUUCAAGGCCAAGUAAAAAAAUACUUUUACUCUAAUCCAGGGUCUGGUUGCCUAAGGUCCAAUUACAUUGUAGCAUUGUUAAUCCAAGUGUUUUUUAGGUUAAUCCUGGAUUAGCAUUUACCUUUUGAACUAUGCCAAUAAAUCUCUAAUAUUUCUGACCUCUGAUGUGUGUCAAUAAAACCAGUUUGGAACAGUUUACUUAUA
This is a messenger RNA of Exaiptasia diaphana, 1777 nucleotides long. RefSeq names its product very-long-chain enoyl-CoA reductase-like. The transcript has 4 exons. Gene Ontology annotation, molecular function: oxidoreductase activity, acting on the CH-CH group of donors. The record is from RefSeq and is a predicted model, not a curated record. Gene Ontology annotation, biological process: lipid metabolic process. Bases 91 to 942 code for a protein of 283 amino acids. NCBI's taxonomy places the organism in Eukaryota, Metazoa, Cnidaria, Anthozoa, Actiniaria, Aiptasiidae.